This is a messenger RNA of Westerdykella ornata, 1887 nucleotides long. RefSeq names its product UBC-like protein. Gene Ontology annotation, molecular function: ubiquitin conjugating enzyme activity; cysteine-type endopeptidase inhibitor activity. Gene Ontology annotation, cellular component: nucleus. Gene Ontology annotation, biological process: negative regulation of apoptotic process. NCBI's taxonomy places the organism in Eukaryota, Fungi, Ascomycota, Dothideomycetes, Pleosporales, Sporormiaceae. The coding region runs from base 174 to 1487 and encodes 437 amino acids. The record is from RefSeq and is a predicted model, not a curated record. The transcript is spliced from 3 exons.
CCUUCACCUUCGCAUUCUACCCUCUAGGCACCACUUCGGGAUUUCGUGCGGAUUUAAAAGGUUCAUGCCCUUGACCAGACAGACGCUCGAUCUUGGGGGUUCACUCUCCAUCACCAUCUCCAUCCCCCGUUUAGCUACGUCGACCUUCAGGCCUCUCCGCCAGGUCCGCCUAGAUGGCCAACCAGUGUAUCCUCCGCAUCUCCAGGGAACUGGGCGAGAUUCAGAAGGCGGCUGAUCUCUCUCUCGCAGCAGCCUGCAGGGACUCUGACGUGCGCCAUGUGCGAGCUUUAAUCGUGGGACCGCCGGAUACCCCCUAUGAGUUCGGGUUCUUCGAGUUCAAAAUCAGGUUCGGCAAAGAGUAUCCCACCAAACCUCCCACCGUAGAAGCCAUUACAACCGAUCGUGGCCAGACGAGGUUUAACCCAAACAUAUAUGCAGGGGGGAAGGUGUGUCUUUCGAUCCUCGGGACAUGGAGGGGAGAGCCUGGCGAGCAGUGGUCAUCCGCCCAAGGCCUGGAGUCAGUUCUGAUCUCCAUACAAAGCCUCAUGUCCGAGAAUCCGUACGAAAACGAACCCGGUUUUGAGGACGCCAGAACGCCGCAGGACAAGAUCAUGCAGGCGGCAUACGCGGCGAAAAUACGGCAUGAGACCCUUCGCAUAUCUGUCAUCGAUAGACUGGAGGGCUAUCUCGGAAUAGACCAGGGUCGAAACGGUCCGGUCAUCACCGUGCAGCCCGAGUUUGAGGCUGCCAAUGAAGAGCCUGCAUGGGAGCCAUUCAAAGAUCUCUGUAAGCGGCGUUUCCUCUGGUACUACGAGUCUUACAAGCGCGCCAUCGAAGAAGAGGGCAUGAAGCACAAGGAUAAUACGCCUUUUCAGAAGAUGCCCUUUGAAGGCGGUGGGAACAGCAUGAACGGUACCUUCCAGUACCAGGCCUUGAAAAAGCGCCUGGAAAGGAUCUACGAGAAGCUCGAGGAAGAGAAGCAACAGUGGAUCAAGGAGGGAAAGGAAGCCGUCCAGAAGGAAAGUAGCAAGGCAGUCAAUCUUCAACGGCAGUUUGAACAGGUCGUUGAAGCGUACAAGAAUCAAGAAAUGGUCAAUGUCGAACUCGACCUCGUGGACAGCAACCCCUUCCUGUGGCGUCUGGUGCUCUUCGGAAGACCCAUGACAAACCUUGACGGAAGCAUGAUCUGCGUUCAGAUACAUUUGAGCCCAAGAUUCCCUGAGGAACUUCCGCGCGCAGUGAUGGAUCCGCCCAUCUUCCAUCACCGCGUUUCCCCGAAGGGCAUUGUCUGCUACCACACCCGACGCGUCGAUGAUAUGGGCUCCCACGUAAAUGCCAUCAUCCAGGCUAUCGAAGAGGAGGCGCCAGCCUACGAUCCCAGAACACUGGUGAACCCAGAAGCUUCAAGGCUGCUGUGGGGAGGGCCCGAGAAUAAAAAAAUCUACAACAGGAGAGUCAGGAGGUCAGCCGAAGCGACCAUGGAGUGAGUGCAACCUACGUGGUGCACCUGUGAAGAGCUCGACUUAAUCCAUGCAUAGGAUGUAGGUCACUAGGUCAAAGGCAUAUUUGAGUCGGGCUUCGCAUUGAUAGAUCCCUUCCCCGCUUCGGACACUUGAUACCCGGGCCUGAUCCAUCGAUAUGGUCAUCCCAUUGCACGGUCGAGGUGUUAUCGGUCUUCUCUUCCACUUUAACCCGUUCUUCUUUUCCCAACGGUGCAUCUGUUCCAGGCGUUGGCAAGGGGGGCUUCUAUGGUCAAAACUCAUGGCGUAAUCGGCAAUGACUGCGUGAUGAACAAGGUGGGCGAAUGAGCCAAGGGCAUAAGUACUAUGUAGAGGUUCGAACUUUGAUAGGAUCUUCGAUCUAAUGGCAACGAGAAUUUCCGUCAAU